UCUGUCAAACCAAACCUAACCUCAUCAAAAUGUAAUCAAAAACAUGAAAAAAGUGUAGAAAGGAAUUCAAUUUCAUUUAAGUUAUCUUAUAAGUCUAGUUCAAAUAAAAAAUGCCAAAUAACCGAAGACUGCCUCGAAAUAUUCGUAAUGUAGACCCCUCCAUGAUCCCUGGUUUUAUAGGGGAAAAUAGAUAUGCUUCCUUAGGGUCCAAACCACCUACUGUCCCUCCGCUGGAGCAGCCGUCUGCACCGAAACAUUUUCCUUCUCCUAAUAUCCCGAUAGAUGGAGACCUCUUUUUCGAAUUCCUUGUGUUUUUUUUCAGCGGAGUAUCCAUGGCUUUACAAUUCCUACAUCUGUACCACACCGUCUGGUGGACUCCAAAUUCUCAUAUAAGUCAAGCAGUGAACUAUUACCUUAUCGACAUAAAUUUAGUUGCAUUUGUGAUUGUCCUUCUCUCAAGACGCUUGAUAUACCUGAUCGGUACUAAAAUUAUCGAUAUUUUGGCACCGCCUAAGUAUCAAAAUUUGGUUAAUUUUCUGUACAGGUCUUUCUUAGCUUUUGCAUUGUUCAUCCUUCUGGGCACUUGUACUUACCAUGUAGUUCAGAAUAAUCUAUUUAUGAAUGUAUUCUAUUUGGGUUAUCCAAUCUCUGUUUAUUUCGUGCUGUUUGGUUUCAAAACGACGCCAUUCUUCGAACUUGUGGAUUGCGAUGAAGCAACCACCCCACCUCUGCAUGCUUGUACAUCAGUAGCUGGGGAUAUAAGACAGGAAGUUGAUAAAUUGAAGAGCAAUUUCAACAGUAGAUUGAAGCAAAUAUUAUUCAGUUCAGUACUCAACGCUUACUAUGCAGGCUUUGUACCAUGUUGUUUCGCACAGAAUUAUCUUCAUUACGACAUAUAUUGGGCAACGCAGCACACAAUUUUCAUUUUGCUGAGCUGUUUUGUAGCUUAUUGUUGCCAAAUAUUGCAUCCCAGAUACUGCGAUGUGCUCCACAGGUCUGCCCUCCAUUUGGGCACCUGGAUCAAGGUCGAAACUCGUAAUAUAAUGCCUGUGAAUAACAAGUGGAACGAGGAAACGUUGUUUCCUUACGGCGCCCUAGUGAGGCAUGGAAAAGACAUGUAUCGUGCCCAGGGGGAGUGCAAUUCUUGCGAACCGAGCGAUACCUCUAAUUUGAGAUUUUAUGCACUCUUCAAAAAUCCAUCGAUCAUACUGAAAUAUCUCCUUUUGGUACACGGUUUAAUGGUCUUAUGGCAGCUUUAUCUGGUUUAUGUUACCGUAUUCUGGCAUAACACGAUGUCGUUAGCGUUCAUGAUGUUUUUCAACUAUUAUUUCUUGUACAAAGUUUUGAGAGAUUAUUUCGUAUGUUCAAAUAUUUAUAAGGAGGAAAGAUUGACGCAUGAGAGAUCUCGUAGCAAGUAAUUAUACCUUGUAAUAUGUAUUUUCUAGUGGAACUGAAAAAAUAUAUAUACAUUGAUUUUUCUGUA
Molecule: messenger RNA, 1483 nt
Organism: Coccinella septempunctata (seven-spotted ladybird)
Lineage: Eukaryota; Metazoa; Arthropoda; Insecta; Coleoptera; Coccinellidae
Product: transmembrane protein 39A
Exons: 6
Coding region: 111-1418 (435 amino acids)
Cellular component (GO): membrane
Source: RefSeq, a predicted model, not a curated record